AUGAGAGACUCUGGGAACGAGGUUGCUUACUUCACAGCUCCCAGGUCCUACUACGCCACACGGGUUUUCACCACGACACAUUACAAGGAUUUACCCAAGUUACACCCUCGCAAGGCUCACAAACUUAACCAGGUGAAUGAAAUGAGGAACUGGAGAGCAAUGUAUGGCCAGAGCAUCCCCCAGAAAACAGUGCGAAACAUGACAACUAAGGACAAUCUAGGAACUCCGCCUAACAUCUGUACGCAGCCAACUCUCCGACUGCACAGCCUCCAGUCAGAUUUCACUGUGCUGAGUGAAGCAGCAGCGGUUUCAGUACCAAAUAGGGAAACAACAGAGACUUUGUAUAUUAUUCAAGCCAGAUUGUCUUUGUUAAAGUUGAUUCCAGUGAUUCUCAUCAACUAUAAGGGAAGUAGAGGCAACAUCCUUGAAGGACAACACAUCCCCUUGGAUAUUGAAAAGAACGCUGGUGUUAUUGCAGUAUGGCAAGAGACUGAAAAGGAACCUAAGUUAUUGCCUUCACGUGGUUUUAUGAGUGAAACAGAAGCUGAAACAAAGCCAAUGCUAAGUGCUUUAGGUGUUGACCUUUCACCUGGGGAGCCCCAAAAAGUUAGAGAGUUGCUGCCAACACCGGAGUUCCCCAGACCUCAAAAGCCUACAAAAGAAACUAAAGAGGGCACAAAAUAUAAUGAAAGUUCUUCUAUUAAUUCCCAAGACAUCGAGGAAGACUAUGAAAUCGAUCUAAAAAGGCUUGAAGUCCGAGAUGAAGUGCUAGGCGAAGGGGAAUUUGGGAUUGUCUAUAAAGGACGCUAUCAUUGUAAGGAUACGAAAGCCAUUGAUGUAGCAGUGAAACAGUUGAAAGACACAGCUGGUAUGGCAAAAAAAGUUGCUCUAGUCAGUGAAAUACAGAUGUUGAAACGGGUUGGACGGCAUCCUAAUAUAGUCAACUUAGUUGGCGCGUGCACCCAGGGUGAAAAUAUUCUUCUGGUCACUGAUUUGAUUCCUGGAGGAACUCUUGAAAGUUUGUUGACAUCCAAGCCUGCCCCUAGUGAGCACGGCGAGUACGAAAAUGUCAAAUGUGCGCUGAAUGAUCGGGAGCUGAUAAAAAUUGCUCUGCAGAUCGCCUCAGGAAUGCAGCACUUGGAAAGCAAGAAGUGUAUUCAUGGCGACUUAGCAGCAAGAAAUGUCUUCAUUGACGAAAAUAAAGUUGCCAAACUUGGAGACUUUGGAUUGGCAAGAGAUAUCUCAGAUCGUGGCAUAUACAACAAGACGUCCAAUAAAGCGUAUGAGAAUGUGCAACAUGAUGACAUCACGGAUGACUCAGACACCUUCUAA
This is a messenger RNA of Orbicella faveolata, 1332 nucleotides long. Its product is annotated as fibroblast growth factor receptor 1-like. Gene Ontology annotation, biological process: multicellular organism development; positive regulation of kinase activity; protein phosphorylation. Gene Ontology annotation, cellular component: plasma membrane; signaling receptor complex. NCBI's taxonomy places the organism in Eukaryota, Metazoa, Cnidaria, Anthozoa, Scleractinia, Merulinidae. The record is from RefSeq and is a predicted model, not a curated record. Gene Ontology annotation, molecular function: transmembrane receptor protein tyrosine kinase activity; ATP binding.